Molecule: messenger RNA, 3361 nt
Organism: Etheostoma cragini (Arkansas darter)
Lineage: Eukaryota; Metazoa; Chordata; Actinopteri; Perciformes; Percidae
Gene: hbs1l
Product: HBS1-like translational GTPase
Exons: 5
Coding region: 265-2313 (682 amino acids)
Biological process (GO): translation
Molecular function (GO): GTP binding; GTPase activity
Source: RefSeq, a predicted model, not a curated record
UUAAUUCCUAAAUUAUAUAGAAAGCCCCGAGUUUGCCAUCCAGCAAAAGACACAAAACACGGCGAGAUUUGAGACCUUUAAAAAAAACAAUGUGAUUUAUUUAAUUUAUUUCCAAGUUUACUGAAUCAAAUCUGACCUGACAGCGUUAAUUUAGCUAAUUUCACACAACUGCAAUAGCAAUGGCAGUCGGGCAGUGAGACACAUGUCAACAGUCUGUGAACCGAAAAACAUUUACGCUGGGGGCGAGAGAAGACACUUAGCAAAAUGUCUCGGCACAGAAAUGUUCGAGGUUACAACUACGAUGAAGAUUUUGACGAUGAUGACAUUUAUGGACAUUCUGUAGAUGACGACUGCUGUAUAUCACCAGCAACAGCAAAUCAGUUUAUCUACUCUCGUCAAGAGAGGCAAGCACCGAAAGAGGGUCCUUUAGAAGAGGAAGAAUAUGAAGAUGAUGUACCCAUAUCCCCUACCACCAGCCACAACCUUGACCCUCUUGACCAAGCCAAGCUGUAUUCCUGUCUGGACCAUAUGCGGACUGUUUUGGGAGAUGCAGUGCCAGACUCAGUCCUGACCCAGGCAGCUAUAAAAUGUGGAUUCGACCCACAGAAAGCAUUGGAUGCAGUCCUAUCUGAAGACGCUAAGACAGCCCCACUUACCAGUACCAAUGAAGAGACGGCUUCGGUAGCAAGAGUUGGCCAGGAGAAAGCACCGCUUCCACAAAGAACCAAACAAGUGGCCGUGGCUGAAAAAGGAGCCCGCUUGUCCGCUUCUCACACAGACAUUACAUCCAACGCAAAUAAACCCCAGACCGAUUUGUGCAAACACAAAUACUUUCAUGUGCAAACAAUUGCACCAAACUUGGGUGACCUCUUAUCGCGACAUAAGGUUGACCCUGUGGUUAGCAGCUCUGACACUCUAAAUUGUAUCCAUCAAACCAGUGGUACAGGUGUUAGCAGUGGUGUCAGUCUGGCACAGCUCAUGUCACAGCAUGAGCAGAAGAGUAAGGCGACAGGAGUAGUUAACACAGGGAGAGGUUUGGGUGUUCCCUCAAAUGCUUUCACCAUAGGACCUAAUUCACCUCCGUCCAUCAUGUCUAAUCAGAAUAGUCUUUCAUUGGGAACAUUGGCAUCUUUAAACAUGACUUCAGCAUCUCACGGCUUAGCUCCCUCGCUUCUCUCAGUUUCGCUCCAUAGUCUGUCGCUGAACACUCCCAAGAUAACAACUGCAAGUUCUUCUCUGGCUGCUCCUCCUGGGUUUGGGAGUCUCAGUUCUUCCCUGUUGAGUAAUCAGCACCCAGUGGGAAUUGGGACUGGAGGCAAAGCCACAAUGGCUGAUCCCAGGGCAAGCCAAUCAUUGGCUGAUUUAAUCCAGGAACAUUCAAACCGCAGCCCAACUAUGAGUUCCUCCUUUCCUACUCCCCAAAGCAGCAUAACUUCUGUGACGUGUCAGGGGAUGGCUGCACCAGCACAAACACUCUCGCUGUCUGGCCUCGCUUCACAGCAUGAAAACAAGAAUAUGCACAUUCAAUCCCAAACACAGAGUACUAAACAACCAGCAAACACACUCGGCUUUUCUAAACCAACCAAAAAUACUCCUGCAUGCUUAGGUGGUACUGUCUCAUUGUCACAGCUAGCCCUGCAACAUCAAAAUAGUUCCUUUACUUCCCCUCAACCCAUCAGGGCGGAAUCUCCAGCAAAUGCUCUGAAACAACCACCUGGCAUCGCUGAGCUGCUCUCUUUGUCACAUUUGGCAUCUGAACACAAAGGCAAAACCUCAACCACCUCAAAUGGGUCACAGUACUCUCUCACCUCGCUCCUUUCACCAGCUAAACCAGAGAGUCCUGAUGUGUUAGCAGAAAGUGCUACAGAGGUUGGGACCAAGCGGAAGCUCGACCACAAGCCAUACAACCAAAACUUCAGGCCACCUAAGCUGAAACAAGCUAUUGAUUUGAGUGCUCUGAUGGCCCAGUCAGAUGAUGCGGGCCCUCGUCCCUUUGACAAUGACCUCCCUUCACCGUUGUCUCCAACUUCAGUGGCCGUGGGGCUUGAUGCUUCAGUUUUUGCAAAACCAUCCGUAUUUGCGAUUACUUUGUCGAUUCAGAGCCACACACAACAGAAGAGGGUAAGAAAUGUAUUGAGGGGGAAAAUAAGAGAUCAGAGGACGAGAAGUGGUUAUCAGGCCUUCCUGUGUAAAUCGCAGGACAAAUCCGGAGAGCAUCAUGGACCACUCUCGCCUAUUGUACCAUUCCGCUUUGACGCGCCUUCACCCGACGACAUCGUCCGUGCUAAUCAGCGAAAAGCUUUCACUAGGUAGAGAAGAGGAUAACAUUUAGCACUUAAUUCAGCUGUGUCUAGUUGGUGCGACAUUGACUCUCUUGGGAUGAGAAGCUGAGAUCUUUCUGGUGGCCUUUCCUCCACCAACUGAGCUAAACUCAAAGAGAUGCAGCAUUCAAUCGUCUGUCUUUUUAACUGAAACACAAUAAACUUUUGGGACCAACAGUACGACGGAAUAACACACUUGUUGCUGAUCAGUGCUAAAUAUUCUUCUUCUAGGAACUGUAUUACUAAAGCAUUAUUUUAUUUUAUAGAGGCAAGCAAACAAGUCAAUUCUGUUUAAGUCAAGCAGGAUUACAGUAAAUACUCAGUCUCUCGCUGCUUUUAAAGUACUAGUAUUUUAUUACCACUACUAAACCUACUAGUAUUUUAUUUUGUCAUUUACUGUAAAUUUUUUUCUACUAUUUAAGUCUAUUUUUCUAUGCUUGGAUGGCCAUUUACUUUUUAAUUGACAUGUUUUGUAUGAGAGUAAAUUAGUUUAAUCUUAGCCAGGGGAAAUUCAGUAUAUAUAUCUUGCUGCAUGACCUCUUUUCUAGUUUUGAUCUGCAUGAACCCUCAAAAGAGAAAAAGAGGUUGAUUUUGUUUGCAGGUGUGCUGCAGCUAUUGGAAUAUGGAUCAGUUAACCAUUGUUCUGGUUUACUGCUGCCUGUGUUUGAGAUCAUGGGGUAGACAUUUUGGUUUAGAGGACACCUGUAGAUUUUCCCAUGAGGGAGCGAGAACAAAUGCACGUGUGCGCGCGCGCGCUCACGCUCACACACACACACACACACACACAAACUCUUUCUUAAUGUUUGAUAUUAAAGAACUGAGUUAACUAUGAAUGCAAGCACUGUGAAUAAAGAGUGCACUAUGUGACUCAAAAUGAAUGCCUUCAGACCUGAGGUAAAAUAAUUUUAGUUUUGCUUUUACUAGCUUUUAAUAUUACAAUGUACAAAUGAGUUUGAUUUACGCUGGGUGUGUCACGACAUUGAGCCAGAGGUUAAUUUACUAAUUUCGAAAUAAAGAUGAUUGCAUGUAGGUACCCUGAA